CAGAUGGGCGUGUCCGUGCGUGACUGACGUAAAAACUCAACGCGGAAGUAAGAGGACACGACCUGAGAAGAUUAUUCUCGUGUCACAAAACUGGUCAGGCUCUACGCGGGGGGUUCAAGAUCGUGCAGAGAUGAAUCGAGUGCGGAAUCUGUUCAACAAUUUUAUGAGCAGUGAGCGGUACAGUCGGUUCACACUACAGACGGAGCAGGAUGGAGAGAGGAGGGUCCAGAUGAAGAUCUCGGAAGAUGGGAUAGACGGAGACGCAGAGGGGGGAGUCGGGGGGUCUCCAACGUUUAGACCAGCGCCACGGAGAGAGACCAAGAAGAGCCUCUGCUUCCUGCUCUUAGCCACUCUAGUCAUCUUUCUCAUUGGUUACAUGUUGGCCUUCCUGAUCCACGGUAAAACCAAAGCAGCGCCAAAGUGUGAGUCUGAAGUUGUUGUAUUGACGAAGACGACCUCGACCCUUCUGCCUCAUGAACCACAGUCCCAUCUGACCUGGACUGACAUCACAGACCUCCUGGAGACCAAACUCACCAGCACGGCCUUUGACCAAACCCUGAGGGAAUUUGACGUGCCCUUGCGUACAGCAGGCAGCGAUGGCGACACUCGUCUGGGAAACAAAAUUGUGCAAAAAUUCAAGGAGCUCGAGAUGGAUCCCUGGACUGACACCCACCACGUUCGACUGCAGACUCCAGACAAGGAUAAACCAAACCGGGUCAUUUUCGGAUCAAAUAACUUCAGACCAGGGGGAUUUCUGGCUUACAGCGGCAAUGGAUCGGCUCAGGGGAAGCUGGUCUAUGCCAACUAUGGACGUCCUGAAGAUUUUGCAGUUUUGUCAAAAAACAAAAUCGAUGUCAAAAAUAGUGUGCUCAUAGUUAGAAGUGGGAACAUCAGCUUUGCUCAAAAGGUGGCAAAUGCUGAAGAAAGAGGUGCAGUAGCUGUUCUUAUCUAUCCAGACAGCCAGGACUACAAGUAUGCCUCUACUGAAAUCUAUGGACAUGUGCAUUUGGGUUCGGGGGAUCCCUACACUCCUGGUUUUCCUUCAUUCAACCACACACAGUUUCCUCCCACUAAAUCUGCCGGUCUUCCCAAUAUUCCAGCUCAGUCCAUCAACUCCCAAAUGGCUAAAACCAUUUUACAAUCGAUUGGUGGGCCCAUCCCUGGUGGAGACACUGGUUUUGUUGGUGGUGACACUACUUUGUCCUACGCUCUGGGAGGAGUUGAAAACAUCACAGUUGAAGUGAACAAUGCUCUGGUCUUCAAAGAAAUCCACAAUGUUUUUGGAGUCAUCAAAGGCUUCGUUGACCCUGAUCGUUAUGUGGUCCUGGGAGCACAGAGGGAUGCCUGGGGUCCAGGAUACGCCCGUGCCACCGUAGGGACCGCCACACUGAUCGAGCUCGCCAAGGCUAUACGAGACAUGGUGGAGAAAGAUGAAUUUAGACCUAGAAGAAGCAUUGUAUUCGCUAGCUGGAGCGCUGGGGAGUAUGGCAGUGUUGGUGCUACUGAGUGGCUUGAGGCUUACACCUCUUCACUUGACAAAAGUGUCUUAACCUACAUUAGUUUGGAUGGGAUUGUCCAAGGUAUUGGGAGCUUUCGUGCCUCAGCCAGUCCUCUUCUCCAAAAUAUUCUCGACAGUGCCAUGAAAUCGGUGAAGAGUCCCACUGGUGAAAAAUCUGUGCACGAUAUGAAGUCUACCAACCUGAUGCACCCCAUGUCCAUGGACGACCCAGCUUAUCCUUUCCUGGCCUCCUCUGGAAUCCCCUCAAUCUCCUUCCAAUUCACCUCUCAGCCUACUGAUGAGUACGAGUACUACAAUACACUUCUGGAUAGCAAGGAUCACCUGGACUACGGGACGUCCCAUAAGACCUCCUCCGUUGUUGCUCUAGCUGCGCAGCUCGCCGGUCACAUGGCCCUCAGGCUGGUUCACAGUCACCUGCUCCCCUUUGAAGUCACCGGCUACAAGAGACUCCUCAACAGAAAAGUGUACCAAGUCAACAAUCACGUAUCUGAAGUUGUCAAGUCUGGGCAGCUGCAGGAUGUGAGCACUAAAUGGCUGUUUCGAGCUCAGUCUUCAUUCCAGCGCGCGGCCGACGCCCUCGACAAAGACAUCAGAAACACCGACCUGAGCGACGCCGAGGCCUGCAGACUGCUCAACGACAGGAUCAUGAGGAUCGAACACUCCCUCCUCUCCCCCUACGUCUCCCCUCUUGAAACCCCCUUCCGCCACCUGCUGUUCGGAAAGGGCCCUCACACGCUGGCUGCUAUCGCUGAGAUGACGGACAUGAACCAGCUGCACACUGAGCUCGCGCUGGCCACCUGGAACAUACAGAGUUGUGCAAACGCUAUGGUGGGAGAUCUGUGGGAGAUUGACAAUGAAAUCUAAUGUGAGUGUUUGGGUGUAAGAGUGAACUACUAUGAGCUUACAAGCACUUAAGCACACAGCAAAUAACUUGAAAGAUUACAAGGAAUAAAGACGCGCUCUGUGACUUUUCUGGUGGAGUGUCUGGCACCUGCUUGGCUCCAUUUAGUUGUUAAAGCUGCCCCUGGAAAGUCCCACAGUAUGGCAUUUAUCUUCAUCAGUCUUGCAUUUGUUCAACUACAGGUGUUUUUGAGCAAUGAAAAACAUGGUCACCUCUUCACAGAUCUGACCUAUAACUUGUUUAUCUCUCUAGAAACAAGCAGCCAGGCCAAAAAUAAUAUCGUGGGACAUUCAGGCAAACAAGAAUAUGGAGAGAAGUAGGUGAUGGACCAUCCACCAGAAUCACAAAAUCUUUAAACUACAAAACAAAACUCAAUUUUAUAGUUUAAAUGAUAAGAAUAAAUGAAAGUCUAGUCAAAGCUUUUGCGGGUGAACUCUUGGCAUCCACGCACUGAGGUCCUUUAUAUUUAAGUUGCUUUAUCAGUGGCAGUGUUCACUAUAAAGAUUUGUCUUUUUUGACAUUAUCGGAAGCAGUGCCUUCCAUAAUUAUGACGGUUAUACUGUCUCAUUCUACAGCAGCAUCUGCUACAAACGCCAUAACAACGGGCUGUGUUGGCUGAAAGGAUGGAUUAAUAUUGUGUUGAAUUUCAAUAUGAUUAAAUGGCAGAUACAAACAAAUUCGAACUUACGCAACAGACUACGCAACAUGGUACCAAAAAGCCAAAUAAUUGUUAAUGUCUGCCUGUAAUAAAUAUUUUAAAACGGUUAUUAUAAAAAAAAAAGCACUUGACAAGCUAAAACUAUUGUGAAAAACAACACAAAAAAAAUUUAACAAUAUUUAACAUGAAUGUAUUUAAUAUUUAUGAUGCGAAAAAUGGCUAAAACGUGAUCUAAAUGUUACCAUGCGUUACCAAAUCUCCCUUUACGGCACUCCAGAAUCCACAGAUUGGUUGGUUAACAUGACAACCAUUUUUGUUGCACAGUUUUUUUGGAGCAGUUAAAGUAAUCGGGAGCAGUGCCUUCCAUACUUGAACCAUUAUCGGGGGCAGUGUCUCCCAUAAUGCAAUGCAGUGAUGGUAGUUUUUGUCUACCAGUGUUUGUGUGUGUUUUUUAUUUUUGUUGUGUGUGAAUGUAAAAUUGUGUAUUUAUCGGGAGCAGUGCCUCUCAUAUUUCACUGAAGGGUGGAACAACUUUUCGGGGACAGUGUUUCCCCAGGGUUUUAUACUUGAUAUAUUUAUUUUUUUGGCUUUGUUUUGAUUCAAGCUGUGUGUGUCAUUGCAUAAUAGUUGUCUAAGAGUAUAAUCUUUGAAGCAAGAUUUCAUUAUUUCAAUUUUUGCUACUAUAAGAAGUCGUGCCGCAACGUUCAAAUAACUUUUUAAUAAUUCUGAACUGAAAUAGCCUGACAUGUACCUCAAAUCUUGCUUCACUGAACAAACCUUAGACUUCAAAAAUAUCUGCUUUCUUUUCUUUUUGUUACUUGUGCAAAGCUUGCGUCAUAGGUCAUCCUUUCUGUACCGACCCAUUCUCAAAACACUGGAUUUCAAUACACUGUAGUCAAGAUACUGUAGUUGCCUGCUUCAGUUGCUACAUGAACUUGCAUUGUGCUGAUAGGCUUCAAAUAGGUCAAAAUUCUCCCCUUCCCCAGUUUCAUUUUACUCACUACUGCUUUGCUUACUUAUUCCGGUUUGUUGCUGUUAACUACAUGUUCAUUAUAGACAGACAGGUGACUUGCGUUUGCCUAUAACUGCAAUUUAAUCACCUGUUCGUCAACAUAUUUUAUUUGUCAACAUCUUCUUGAAAUGUUCAUGUUCUAUUCACAUCCUGCUGAAAACGGUAAUAAACACUUUUGCUUCUCA
Boleophthalmus pectinirostris (great blue-spotted mudskipper) is the source of this 4275-nucleotide messenger RNA. It is a transcript of the gene tfr1b, whose product is annotated as transferrin receptor 1b. The coding region runs from base 131 to 2383 and encodes 750 amino acids. The record is from RefSeq and is a predicted model, not a curated record. Gene Ontology annotation, biological process: iron ion transport; intracellular iron ion homeostasis. Lineage: Eukaryota; Metazoa; Chordata; Actinopteri; Gobiiformes; Gobiidae. The transcript is spliced from 19 exons. Gene Ontology annotation, cellular component: external side of plasma membrane.